This is a messenger RNA of Entamoeba invadens IP1, 708 nucleotides long. RefSeq lists its product as hypothetical. The record is from RefSeq and is a predicted model, not a curated record. The transcript has a single exon. Lineage: Eukaryota; Evosea; Mastigamoebida; Endamoebidae. Bases 1 to 708 code for a protein of 235 amino acids.
AUGCCACUCCAAAUGCAACUCCCCGCAAUAAGCGUUGCACUCUUUGGCGAACGUGAGACGGGAAAGACGACUUUUUUGGACCUUCUCACGCAUAAACCAUAUCAUGAAGAAUAUGAAGAGACCACUGAAAAGGUCAACCAAAUAGUUUCAUUUUCUUAUAGUAAGUAUACUGUAGACAUUUCAUUCACUGAACUCCCUUCUUUAGUCUUUUUAUCGCACAGUGCAAAUCGCACAAUUGAUUUAAGCAACAAAGGGAAAAUUCACAUCUUUUUUGUUUCGAAUGAUAGUGAAGACUCUCUCCACUUCUUCGAAUUUUUUACCAUGUCGGACACGUAUAGAAUUUGUGACAAAGAUAUGUUGUUUUUGGUAUUAAAUAAAACCGAUUUGCCUAACGCCUUUCAAAAAGAUGACCUCCUCCAAUUGUGCAAAGAAAGAGACGCUAAUUUUUUGGAAAUCUCACUCAAAAAUGGGGGACAGGAACAGGCACAGAUCUUAAUGGAAAAAAUUGUGGAAACGGUGUUUACUCUUGAACAACAAUGCUCCCCUCUCUUCACUCAAAUCAACAGAGAAAGUCAAAAAUUGGACGGAAAAAAAGAAAAGAAAGAAAAGUCAAAAAAAGGAAAAAAGGAAAAAAAAGAGAAAAAGUGGAAGGAAAAGCACGGACAUCUCUGUAAAAAAUCUCACAAACCAAAGUGUGUGAUUGUGUAA